AUGGAAAUACGGCCAGCGUGGCUAGGUUUGGCGGUACUUGACCUUAAUCAACCUAGGCCGGCGGCUACAGAGAAAAACUGCCGCCGUGAGUGUGACUUGAGUGGAAAGCGUGAUGACAUGGGCGUCGUCGCUUCGCCGGGGUCACUAGUCGUAGUUGAACGACAUGACAUGUCAUGUCGAGAUGGCAAGCGGACGACUGUCGAAACCAGCAGCAACGUCGAACUUCGCAGUCGGCAGUUCUAA
This is a messenger RNA of Soboliphyme baturini, 243 nucleotides long. Lineage: Eukaryota; Metazoa; Nematoda; Enoplea; Dioctophymatida; Soboliphymatidae. The record is from the annotation of a GenBank genome assembly.